Molecule: messenger RNA, 780 nt
Organism: Acanthocheilonema viteae
Lineage: Eukaryota; Metazoa; Nematoda; Chromadorea; Rhabditida; Onchocercidae
Source: the annotation of a GenBank genome assembly
AUGGAAAAUCCAGGAUUUGGAAAUGUGAAAGAGUCAGGAGAGGAAAGAGGUCAAUUAGCAGGAAGAGGAGGAGGAGGAGGAGGAGGAGGAGUGGUACCUCGAGCACAACAACUCCAGGGUUCCUCAGCAGCAGCAGUAACACAACAGAUCAUCGGGUCAUCAUCAUCAUCACUAUCUUUAAUAAAACCAUCAACAACAGCAACUACAAUUCAAAAGCAAGUAGCAGAAGGAGGAGGAGGUGGAACUCGAGGUGCGGUAAGGGUACGUCAACGCCCUCAUAUACCACCAAAACCGCAGAUGGACACCGUCAGAUACAGCAUGGCGAAUGUACAAGAAAGCUGUGAUUGGGAAUUAGACACAUUAUUGGGUGAGCUAUCAGCUCUCGAGCAACAGCUUACUGUUAGCGGUGAUCAAGCGCUUCUUGGUCUACCAACUCUUCCAAUGUCUGCUUCACGUGAAAGCAGUCUAAAUCAAAGUAAAAGAAAUAGCACUCUUUCCGCUUCAGUUAUACAACACAAUGACGUGAAAAGGACUGGCCUUCAGUCUCAUGCGCAACAUUCGUACUCCUAUCACGAUAAUUUCAUACAAGGAUCAGGUACUACUGGUGGUGCUACAAUGUCGACAGAUUGUCCAAGUCCUGAUCGUGAUUCUGCUUUUGGUGAUUCUUCCAGUACAGAGUCUCGAAACAACAAUCGAAAUUGUAGAAAUUCGGCUAUAUCAUGUUCCGAUAGCUGUCGAGGCUCACUCAAUACGCCAAGUCCAACUCAACAGGAUAUUUGA